Molecule: messenger RNA, 1167 nt
Organism: Arabis nemorensis
Lineage: Eukaryota; Viridiplantae; Streptophyta; Magnoliopsida; Brassicales; Brassicaceae
Source: the annotation of a GenBank genome assembly
AUGUUAGAUUCGGUCCCACUUGAGCUAAAGCUGGAGAUACUGAUUAGAUUGCCUGCCAAGUCUCUUGCCAAGUUCCGAUGCGUGUCCAAAAUGUGGUCUUCCAUCACUCGAAGCCCUGAAUUCGUCCGUUCUUUCUUCUCUAUCUCCUCAUCAAGGCCUCGUUUUGUAGUUGCUUUGAGUAACGGACUCUGCAACUCGAAUAAGGAGCGCCUUGUCUUCCUCUUCUCCUACGAAGAAGACGAGUACUCUUCUUCUUUGGUACCAAAUUUCGACAUGGCAUUACCUUGCGUGGGCUUUAGUAGUCUCGUAGGGUAUUGUACUUCUCUCCAUGGCUUUCUCGCUGUUGAAGCUUCAGGUGGGUUAAUGAUAUGUAACCCUUCCACGGAGCAAAUCGUUACGUUACCCGAACGCGCUAGAUAUGUGGGAUACGAUCCGAUUGAUAAUCAACACAAAGCAUUUUCCAUGUCCUUGAGUAUUCGAUUUGGACCAAUUGAUACUCGAGCGCACCAGGUGUUAACAAUUGGACAAGAUGGAGGAUGGAGACAUAUUGAACCUCCCUCUACCAUGCCUUCUUAUACUCCCGUAUCAGUGGCAGUAAGCAUCGACGGUUUUGUCUACUAUGGUGCACAUAGCCCAAAACGACCUAUGAAUCCAGGUAUUGUGUGUUUUCAUGUUAGAUCCGAGAAGCUAAGUUAUAUCAAAGCACCUCCGGAUAUCCUGCGUGAUGGGAAUGAAUCAACAUUUAUAGAAUACAAAGGGAAGCUAGCUUCUGUUGUGCCAGACAAAACAUUAGCGGUUCCUCGUUUUCAUCGUUUUGAUUUAUGGAUACUAGAAGAUGUUGAGAAACAUGAAUGGUCGAAGAAAACAUGUGAGAUUCCUCUUUCUGUGUGGGAUGUUGUAGGUGGUUUCAAAAUGUCUUUUCCAGGCACCAACAAGGCUGGUGAGCUCAUUAUGGCCCCAACUAUACUCUCACGCAAUGUUCAAUCCUUUUACAUCUUUUACUACAAUGUUGAAACAAGAAACACCAGAACAGUUAGUCUCCAUGGAAUUGGAGACAAUCAAGAGUUUAGGCGCUCCUAUGGAUUUGUAGACAGUGGUGAAUGUCAUGUACAUAUCUCACCUCAACACAUCGAGAGCAUUGCUUUCUUUAAGAAUCCUACAACUUAA